UAUGGAGCGGACCUCGACGCCUCGAUCGGACCCAGUGGAAAACAUCCGCUACACUUUUUGGCGGUGUACGCCCCUGGCGAAGCGAUGAAAUUCGCCCGGCUACUUCUGGCGGCGGGCCGCGACAUCGACCCUAAGUGCGAUAUCGGCACGACCCCUCUCUGCUGGUGCCUCACCGCGGGGCGGCUAACCAAAGCUCAUUAUCAGCUGGCGACGUUCCUCAUCGAAAACGGGUGCGACGUUCUCAAGGCGCACAGAGGUUGGAAUCGAGCUUUGGUCGUUCACAACCCGCCCGGUGUUCAAGGACCUAUGCUGAUGGAUAUUCUACGUCGAGAGCCUCGAACGACGACUAAUCUGCGCUUUACGCAGUACUUCAGGGAGAAACUGCUGCAUGCGGGGGGUUUUAGGUUUCCUUCUGCUGCC
Messenger RNA from Pelagomonas calceolata, 420 nucleotides. NCBI's taxonomy places the organism in Eukaryota, Pelagophyceae, Pelagomonadales, Pelagomonadaceae. The record is from the annotation of a GenBank genome assembly.